CACUUUAUCCACCAAUUGCGCCCACUAAAUUUUGACUCUAUCUUCUCAGGCGAUGCCCCAACAAAGUGUGAUGGAGGUCAGGCAGACAUGCUCUUCAUUCUAGACUCUUCAGGGAGCAUUGGUUUUGAUGACUACAGUCGCCAGCUGAAGUUUGCAGCUGACCUCACGGGAGAAUUCAUU
Candidula unifasciata is the source of this 180-nucleotide messenger RNA. Lineage: Eukaryota; Metazoa; Mollusca; Gastropoda; Stylommatophora; Geomitridae. The record is from the annotation of a GenBank genome assembly.